Anthonomus grandis grandis is the source of this 1911-nucleotide messenger RNA. RefSeq names its product voltage-dependent calcium channel gamma-4 subunit. Gene Ontology annotation, molecular function: voltage-gated calcium channel activity; channel regulator activity. The record is from RefSeq and is a predicted model, not a curated record. Bases 395 to 1714 code for a protein of 439 amino acids. Lineage: Eukaryota; Metazoa; Arthropoda; Insecta; Coleoptera; Curculionidae. Gene Ontology annotation, cellular component: postsynaptic density membrane; AMPA glutamate receptor complex. The transcript has 7 exons. Gene Ontology annotation, biological process: regulation of AMPA receptor activity; postsynaptic neurotransmitter receptor diffusion trapping; neurotransmitter receptor internalization.
AUUGCCGGGAAAUUUUUGUUUUUCUUGGGUUUUAGUUUUGGAUUGUGAUGGGGAUUUUUUGUUUUUUUUUUGAAAUUGUGACAGUUUUUGAACAUGUGAGGACUAUUAUUGGUGUGUCUUUUAAUGCGGAGAGUUAAAGUUUCUUGAGAAAAUCUGCACCCAAUGAAAACCAGUAUAGAAGAAGAAAUUCACUGGAUAUAAAUAACACUCAGAAAAAAUCAAUUUUAAAAUGCGAAAUUUCCAGAUUCCCGAACACUAGACUAAUAAUUUAACACUCGUUUCCCUAUAUAAACACCGAUUUAAUUGGCAAAUAUGCGAACGAAAUACUAAAGUGUUGCGUAACUAGAUUGGGAUGUUACAAGUUGCGGCCUGAAUAUCGCCACAACAAAAAAAAAUGGCCCGAAUAAACCAUCAGAAUGUUACGGAUUGCGACGAACACGAAUUUUUAAUAAAACCGCUUAAACGUAAACUGGACGUUUUCUGGUUUUUGGUGCCGUUUUUAUCGGUGUUUAGUGUCGCUAGUGUGUUGGUAUCGAUCAGUACCCAAGGAUGGUUGAACACGUUGGAACGAAUGCCGAAUCCCGCGUAUAAUGGUUCCGGCGAUAUGGAGUUUCUAUUUAAGAGAACCGUCUCCGGGUUGUUUUCUUAUUGCUACACUAACCCUGGAGAUGACAACUUCCACUGCAAGCGAAUUGAUUAUUUUGCUCAAGACUACAGUCCUGAUAUACAAGACUCAACUUUGGUUAUACCAUAUGUAGUAUCUAAGGUUGCCAUUUUUUUUCUACUAGCAAGUUGCACAAUGACUGCUGCCUUUGUUUGCUCAGUAUUGGGGCAAUGUGUGAGGUACAGGGGCGUCUAUACUUUUGUGUCUGGACUAUUAUUUGUGUUAACAGGUUUAUUAAUGCUGUUAGGCCUGAUAGUGUAUAUAGCCCUAUUUAAAGCAGAAGUGGGCAGUAAGCUAAGAUCUGUGUCAGCAAUACGUCCGCCAUUGUUCGAGUAUACUUAUGGAUACUCGUUUUUCUUGUACAUAGUAGGCUUGAUUGCCACUAAUUUUGCUGGGUUAGGGUGUAUUUUUUUAUUUAUGUACAGAGUGCAAUACCACUGGAAGAGAAAAUACUUUGACGAACUAAGAAAAGGAAACAGGGCGCCUUCGAUAACGAACUUGCCAAGGAUAGUUGACCCACCCUUACCUGUGGAAUAUCCUUGCAGAAGACAUCCCUACUACUACGUUAAUUCAAAUAGCACUUUAACAUUUCCUAGGAGCCCUGCUAGAAAUAGAAUUCCUCUACCACCAAAAGACACCUCAGCGACAGUCCGAGAGUCACCGUGCUCCCUGCACCGGAUGCGUUUCCAUCAAUCGACGCCCUCCCUAAAAGACGUCGCGACGUCGUUCUACGACUUCCCCCCGCCCCCGACAAUAUCUUAUCAGUUCGACGAGCAUUUCUCGAAUCGGGAUCGGGCCAUGUCCCGUGACGUCACGUUGAACACGGUCUCGACAACGGCCGACGUCAAUUUGGACGAUUUGCCCGAACCGUAUUUCGACGAAUAUUCGCCGAGUCUCCCUCACGAGUUCGUCACUUUCGACUUGGACGAGCCGUUACCGGUGCGCGCGCAGAGUAUCGUCAGUAUUAACUCACGGAGCGGCAAUAACGGUGGGGGUGGCGCAAGGAAGAAUUUCGAGUGUGAUAAUAUGAGAAGGACUACACCGGUAUAGGGAAUGUUUUCUUUUUAGUUUAAGUGUUUUUUAUGUUUGUUUUGCGUUUAAAAUGCUGUCAUGUUGGCUGUAUUCAAAGAGUCUAAAAUUAAGUUUGCAUCAAGCUUUGUUUUUUUUUUGCGGAAGGUUAUCAAUUUAGAAAAAUAAAGGCAAAUAAAUCCCUUAUAUUUUGAGCUACAGGGUGUUAAAAUCUUAAA